ACUCACCGGUGUACGUAUAUUCGAGGUGCUUGCGUACAGUUCAAUGCUUAGGCGGUACAGGGAAAAAGUGUACGUGUACGCAUCGUAGAGGUGUACGUCACGUAGAGGUUCCCCCCUGUACUGUAGUCUACGGAGAAUUCCGGUACAGAAUUUUUUGUACUUAAGUGGGAGGUGUACGUAUCUUGGGAGUGUACGUACGAGGAGGUUUUACUGUAUAAGCACAGCUAAAAGAUUAAAAGUUUAUUUUCUGCCGCAAUGAAAGCAAUUUAUUUUUCUAAGAAAUAAUUGAUAAUUAAUUAUGCAAGCCCGUAUAAAUUUAAUUUUAAUAUGUGGUGCAGUUGCAGCUAGGUCAAUAGGCCGACGGACUCAUCACUGCUCUGACCAGUACGCACUUUUGUGCAGGGUAAAAAUCAACGCAACAACGCAACGCAAAAUCAACGCAACGGUUCGCGCACUGCAGGCUUUGAAGGUAUCAAUAUCAGCGAGCAGUCAAGAUGCAGGGUGACCAACACCAUCACCAGCUGUAAUCCACACUCAGGAAGCUACUGAAACAGCAGUUUACAAUGAUCGAACUAUUACUUUUGUGACUGUUGUUAUUAUAAUCAGCAUAACAUUACGUCGCACCAGAAAGCCUCCAUGAUAAUGUUUGUCGUUGGUCGUACGAUCCCAUCUGUGGAAACAAUAGGUAAACCGCGCGGUCAAUGAGAUCGUUUAUUGACUUGUCAGCCUGAACACACACAUAAACUCACACGGAAUCCGUUAUGUUGACCAAGGUCAGAGCUCGAGUGAGCUUGCGUAAUAAUCAAAUCACAUAUGCAAACGGCGAAGAAUUAUGCGCUAACAAAGUGGCUCAAGUAUGUCCUUGCCAGCCGCCAAUCGACAAUGCUCACAACGCCACUGAUGCAGUUCAUUUUUUCAUUCAAUUAAGUGCAACUGAUUUUUAUUUCUCUCGAUCGCAGUAAUUAUUUACAUCUGCCGGAAUUGUAAUGGCUGAGACGUCCAUGAUUGACCUUUCUUUAAAUUUGCAUUUAGUAAUGUGACUACUAGCAGAAACAAAUUUCAUCGCUUCGAUCUGCUAUCCAGCUUACCAAUAGAAGACUUUGUUUUUCGUUAUCACCAAAAAAUGACCGCAAGUGCAAUGCCGGACAAUGAUACUACAACGUCUACACCGCUUCCAGUGCAACCUCCAGAAUCCACUGUCUAUGUAUUUUAUGCACCUUUCCUGGAAUUUGGCUUCAGUCCCACGGUUGUAUUGCAGCAAUUCACGUUGCACACAGUAGCGCAAUUUUACGGAGCGCUGGGAGCUGUUGCCGGCAUUGCAUUUUUAUUCCAGUUGAUCAGUGCAUUCAAAGAUAGGUUGCAUACUCGCUAUAUGCAAAUUCAGCGGCUACGCACCGCUACCGAUGUAGAUUCCGGAGAAGAUGAAGAUAACUGUGACGGGUGCGUAGCAAGAUGCCGGUGUUCCUGCAUGUUAUUCCUGUUUUUGACGGGACUCCAUUUAGCCCAAACAGUAUGCGGAUUUUUCAUCAUUCUUAUAGCAGCCUCUUUCAAUGGUUGGUUAAUUGGCGCCAUGAUUGGAGGAUCUGCUUUAGGAUAUUUAAUGGGAAUGUGGAAAUGCUGCUGCGAUCACGUAAUGAUGGAUCUGAAGGUCCCUUAAAUAGGUGGAUGUCGACAAUAUUUAUUUUAGUGUGUGUGGUGUAUGCACGGGUAGUUGGGGUACCUAAUCUGUGGCAGCGUAGGGCUCAGCCAGUUCUAGCAUGGUCCUUAUUACGAGCAGUUUGUUUUAGCUUUAAUCUAUUUGCACGCACUAAAGCUUUCACCAUGCAACGUCGCAAGUUUAUAUAAUUAAAAACAUUUCACACUCAGAGGAAAACAUAAAUAAAGAAAUCCUUGUUAUAUUUUGGUUGUCAGUACACUGUAUUUGUUUAUUUGUUACCGAAAACCUGCUAAAAAGCAAUCCUAUGUCCUGGGAAUUCAAAUAAAGACCCCGUUUUAGACGGUACUUCCGUAUCGUGCAAUACAAUCCGCCAUCGGUAUUAGAUAGGUCACUAGCAAGAGUACAGCAACACUCCAUCCGGCUGGUAAGGUACGGUACGAAGAUGAGGAUUGGUUUUUUUGUGUGUUGGGACUGACAUCCGUGGCAACGGUACGUAGGAUAUCGGCAUGAUUGCAGAGCGUCGAAUUGCAAGUGCAUGAGCUGCCUUCAAACAAAACCGUGCUGUUUCCCACAUCGUUUUGCUUAGGAGAUUUCUCUGCGGAAAUUGCGAGCAAGCUGCAGCCAUCUGCAGGAUGAUGGACUCCGUCGAUUGUUAUGUCGUGAUGAUGUAUUGUCACUGAAACAUGGCCCGCGUGCC
Messenger RNA from Paramacrobiotus metropolitanus, 2354 nucleotides. RefSeq lists its product as uncharacterized. Bases 1124 to 1657 code for a protein of 177 amino acids. NCBI's taxonomy places the organism in Eukaryota, Metazoa, Tardigrada, Eutardigrada, Parachela, Macrobiotidae. The record is from RefSeq and is a predicted model, not a curated record. Gene Ontology annotation, cellular component: membrane. The transcript has 3 exons. Gene Ontology annotation, molecular function: copper ion transmembrane transporter activity. Gene Ontology annotation, biological process: copper ion transmembrane transport.